Balearica regulorum gibbericeps (East African grey crowned-crane) is the source of this 3438-nucleotide messenger RNA. The record is from RefSeq and is a predicted model, not a curated record. NCBI's taxonomy places the organism in Eukaryota, Metazoa, Chordata, Aves, Gruiformes, Gruidae.
AUGGGGCAGCAGCCUGGAAAAGUUCUUGGGGACCAAAGGAGGCCAAGUCUGCCUGCCCUGCACUUUAUCAAAGGAGCAGGGAAGAAGGAGUCAUCGAGGCAUGGGGGCCCACACUGUAACGUCUUCGUUGAACAUGAAGCCCUUCAGAGGCCGGUAGUGUCGGACUUUGAGCCCCAGGGUCUGAGCGAAGCAGCUCGCUGGAACUCCAAGGAAAACCUUCUGUCCUGUCCUAGUGAAAAUGACCCCCAUCUCUUUGUUGCACUGUAUGAUUUUGUGGCGAGUGGGGACAACACUCUCAGCAUAACUAAAGGUGAAAAGCUUCGUGUCCUGGGCUACAAUCAUAAUGGAGAAUGGUGCGAGGCCCAAACGAAGAAUGGACAAGGCUGGGUACCCAGCAACUACAUCACCCCAGUGAAUAGUUUGGAGAAGCAUUCCUGGUAUCAUGGACCAGUGUCACGUAACGCUGCUGAGUACCUGCUGAGUAGUGGUAUCAACGGCAGCUUUCUUGUGCGAGAGAGCGAGAGCAGUCCAGGACAGAGAUCUAUUUCACUGCGAUAUGAAGGAAGGGUGUACCACUACAGAAUAAACACUGCGUCUGAUGGAAAGCUGUAUGUCUCUUCAGAGAGCCGCUUCAACACCUUAGCAGAGUUGGUCCAUCAUCAUUCAACUGUCGCAGAUGGGCUCAUCACCACUUUGCACUACCCAGCGCCCAAACGCAAUAAGCCCACUAUCUAUGGUGUGUCUCCAAACUACGACAAAUGGGAGAUAGAGCGAACUGACAUCACGAUGAAGCACAAGCUCGGUGGAGGGCAGUAUGGAGAGGUGUAUGAAGGAGUCUGGAAAAAGUACAACCUUACAGUGGCUGUGAAGACUCUAAAGGAGGAUACCAUGGAGGUGGAAGAGUUCUUGAAAGAAGCCGCAGUAAUGAAGGAGAUCAAGCAUCCAAACUUGGUGCAAUUAUUAGGGGUGUGCACACGAGAACCUCCUUUCUACAUCAUUACGGAGUUCAUGACAUACGGGAAUCUGUUGGAUUAUCUGCGUGAGUGUAACCGGCAGGAGGUGAAUGCUGUGGUGCUACUGUACAUGGCAACUCAGAUCUCCUCAGCCAUGGAGUACCUGGAGAAGAAAAACUUCAUUCACAGGGACCUUGCUGCCAGAAACUGCCUUGUAGGGGAGAACCACUUGGUGAAGGUGGCAGACUUUGGCCUGAGCAGGCUAAUGACAGGCGACACAUACACUGCCCACGCCGGAGCAAAAUUCCCCAUCAAGUGGACUGCACCAGAAAGCCUGGCCUACAACAAGUUCUCCAUUAAGUCUGACGUCUGGGCCUUUGGCGUUCUGCUGUGGGAAAUUGCAACCUACGGCAUGUCCCCUUACCCUGGGAUUGAUCUGUCUCAAGUCUAUGAGCUGUUGGAGAAAGACUACCGUAUGGAGCGCCCUGAAGGCUGUCCUGAGAAAGUUUAUGAGCUCAUGAGAGCAUGCUGGCAGUGGAGCCCUUCUGAUAGACCCUCCUUUGCUGAGAUCCAUCAGGCCUUUGAAACGAUGUUUCAGGAAUCCAGCAUAUCGGAUGAGGUGGAGAAGGAGUUGGGAAAGAAGGGCAUGAGAGGCGUAGUAAGCAAUUUCCUCCAGGCCCCAGAGUUACCAACCAAAACACGAACAUCAAGGAGAACUGCUGAAAGCAAAGAUGCCAAUGAGAGCUUGGAGACUACACAUGCUCGAGGCCAGGGAGAAUGUGACCCUCUGGAUCAUGAACCUGCUAUUUCUCCCUUGCUUCCACGGAAGGAGAGGGUGGCCCUGGAGAGCAGUUUGAAUGAAGAUGAGAGGCUGCUUCCAAAAGACAAAAAGCAUAACCUCUUCAGUGCCCUUAUCAAGAAGAAGAAGAAGACCGCCCCUACGCCUCCAAAACGGAGCAGUUCCUUCAGAGAGAUGGAUGGCCACUCGGACCGCAGGGCGGGUGGGGAGGAGGAGUGCAGGGAUGCUGGCAAUGGAGCUUUCAUUGCACCCCCCGCAGACGUGGCUGACCCCUCCAAGUUUCAGAGCCCAAGCAACGGGGCUGGUGUCACCAACGGGGUUGUCGCUGGGAACUCUGGAUUCUUAUCUCCCCACUUACGGAAGAAGUCCAGCACGAUGAGCAGCAGUCGAGGGGUGGCUGGUGAAGAGGAGAGUAGUUCCAACUCCAGCAAACGUUUUUUAAGGUCCUGCUCAGCCUCCUGUGUGCCCCACGGGGCAAAGGACACAGAGUGGAAAUCUGUGACUCUGCCUCGGGAUUUGCAGUCCACGGGACGCCAGUUUGAUUCCUCCACUUUUGGGGGACACAAAAGUGAAAAGCCAGCACUGCCUCGGAAGCGGGCAAACGAGGCCAAGACUGACAUUGCUGUCAGGGGAACAGUGACCCCUCCUCCACGGCUGCUUAAGAAAAAUGAAGAGACCACUGAUGAUGUGUUCAAAGAUGCAGAGUCGAGCCCUGGCUCCAGCCCUCCCACUCUGACGCCAAAACUUGGCCGUAGACAACCUGCUGCCCCUCCUUCCUCCAGCAUGCUCCACAAGGACGAUGGGGUCAAAUCCAGUGCCUUAGGUACCACUGUGACGAUGGACCAAGGUUCUGCUGCGAAACCCAACCCCGCUGGGUUCGUGGGUGCCAGCAAGGCUUCCUCUGAGGAGCCGCGACUGAGGAGGCUCAAGCAGACCUCAGAGUCAGCAGGGAAGGACAAAGGGAAGUUAUCGAAGCUGAAACCGGCCCCUCCGCUUCCACUGUCUUCGUCCUCCAUUGGCAAGCCUGGGAAAGUAUCUCACAGUCCCAGCCAUGAAGCAGCAGCAGCAGAUGUGGUGUCUGGGCCAAAAUCCAAACAGUUGACUCAGGUUGGAGAUGCUGCGAGCAGCGAUGCUGUCAAGCCAAACCAGUCAGGGGAAGGUGUGAAAAAGCUGGGGAUCCCCUCUGUACCAAAGCCACAGUCCUCUACAAAGCUGCUGAUGAGCACAGCAACCCCAGCUGCCUCUUCCUCAUCUGUACCCUCUGCCCCAGGUGGGGACCAGCCAUCAUCUACAGCCUUCAUCCCUCUCAUAUCCACCAGGGUCUCGCUGCGGAAGACCCGGCAGCCCCCGGAGAGGAUUGCCAGUGGCACCAUCACGAAAGGAGUGGUGUUGGAAAGCACCGAGGCUCUACGGAUCGCCAUCAGCAAGAACUCUGAGCAAAUGGCAAGCCACAGCGCUGUCUUGGAGGCUGGCAAGAACCUCUACACCUUCUGCGUGAGCUAUGUGGACUCCAUUCAGCAGAUGAGGAACAAAUUUGCCUUUCGGGAAGCCAUCAACAAGCUGGAGAAUAACCUACGGGAGCUUCAGAUCUGCCCAGCAACAGCUGGCAGUGGUCCUGCAGCCACCCAAGACUUUAGCAAACUUCUGAGUUCGGUGAAAGAAAUCAGCGACAUUGUUCAGAGGUAG